AUGAGAGCCGUACGUCCUGCAAAACAUCCCGACCCAGAAGAAGAGGAAUGUCUGUUCGAAAGGUUUGUUCUCUCAAUGGCCAGAGAAGUCUGUCAAAAUGAGGAAGAAAAUACAAUUUUGAAGAGAUUGAACGUUAAUCGCACAUUUGUAGAUGGACCAUUUCCACAUCUUAUAAGUUCCACUUCAUCCGUCCCAGUAGAAAAAGAAAAUCAACAGGAAAAUCUUAUUAACUCUUUGAAAUUAGGAAUUGCUCUGGGAACCAUAUUUGGAUUUUUAUUUGGUGUCAUUGUAUCUUUUGGUGUGCUUGGGAUAUUCCGUAAUUUUCAAAGACGUAUUAAAGAAAGAGAUGCACCAAACACAGCACCCAAGGCGACAACAUUAGGAGAAAAAGACAUUAAAACAGGACAACUAAAUGAUCAUACAAAUAAUUACAUGUACUGCGAUAUCGAAGACGCUAACUAUCAUAUACCCAAAGAGAUGACUUGUACAGGAAGUAGCGAAUCAGGUGCUUCAUAUAGCUAUGACUGUCCUCCACUUAUAUAUAACCAUCUGAACGAAAAGAAUGAGGGCCAAGUUGGUGCGAAAUAUGAUCAUUUCCGGGAAGUAUCCUCAGAUGCCCGGAUGACAAAUGGUGACUACAAAAUAUUAGAGCCAUUGCAUUCUCUGGAUCAAAUGAACUCGAAUAAAACUGGGAAGUCGCCAAUUAAUAACGAAGGGGCCAUGAGUGGUCAAGAUACAAGGACAGAUGAUGCGUAUUUUGUUUUAGAAAAAGAGAUUCAGUAAUAUAUGUUAGACAACGAUUGCAAUGAAUUUCAUGUAACUUGCAUAUAAUUUGUGUAACUGACAGUCAUUGAAUGAUAGAAAAUGAAUCUCUACCAUAUAUUUUUUUUAAAACAUUCUCCGUGUU
Molecule: messenger RNA, 907 nt
Organism: Saccostrea cuccullata (small rock oyster)
Lineage: Eukaryota; Metazoa; Mollusca; Bivalvia; Ostreida; Ostreidae
Exons: 6
Coding region: 1-783 (260 amino acids)
Source: RefSeq, a predicted model, not a curated record